AACUUCUGGAUUUCCCUCGUUUCACUCAUAACCUUGAAUAUCGUCGACAAUAAAUUGUUUAUUGUUUUUCACUGGAGCAAAAGGAGUUAGGGAGAAAGUUCAGGACCAGCUGGAGAGAUGAAGCUCGAGGUGUUUAUUAUUAUUUGUGUGUUAUUAUCAGUUAAUGGGGAGGAGAAAAAGGUGAAAUCAUGGAAGGAUAAGGAUAUCAUGGACAUGACAGAUGCUGAUAUGGAGCGAUUGCUGGAUCAGUGGGAGGAGGGUGAGGAACCCCUGGAGGACGACGAACUCCCUGAACACCUCCGACCAGCUCCAAAGAUCGAUUUGUCACAGAUUGAUCCGACGAAUCCUGAUAAUCUUCUGAGGGCCACGAAGCAAGGAAAAAAUGUGAUGAUGUUCGUCGACGUCAGGGAUGAGCUCUCAGACACCGAGGCUGACGGUAUAAUGAAAAUCUGGCAAGGAAGCCUCCAGAACAAUCACAUCGUAGCCGAGAGAUACCCUAUCGAGUCGAAACGCUCGAUAUUUAUGUUCCGUGAGGGUUCACAGGCGGUGGAUGCAAAGAAUUAUUUAAUAGAUCAACCAGAACUGAAACACGUCACCCUCGAGGGAAAUAAUUUCCCAGGAAAUCACAUAGACAAGGAAUACAAAAGUGGAACGAAGAAGACAAAAUCUGGAAAUACUGAAUUGUAAAUUAAAAAUCCUGACGUGGAAUUCAAAGGCUGUGCCAACAAUAUUCCAUUAAUAACUGAAUAAUUCAAUAAGUUUUGUUUCAACUGGUGGAAUAACUUCAUGGUUUGAGUGAUCAAUUCCAUAUUUUGGAUUACAAUGUUUUCUUUAAUUUUUUACCGGUCGUACAUGGAAUAAAUUAAGUGAAUGGCUCAAA
Fopius arisanus is the source of this 880-nucleotide messenger RNA. RefSeq names its product LDLR chaperone boca (gene boca). NCBI's taxonomy places the organism in Eukaryota, Metazoa, Arthropoda, Insecta, Hymenoptera, Braconidae. Gene Ontology annotation, biological process: protein folding. The transcript is spliced from 5 exons. The record is from RefSeq and is a predicted model, not a curated record. Bases 118 to 687 code for a protein of 189 amino acids.